Molecule: messenger RNA, 1946 nt
Organism: Dermacentor albipictus
Lineage: Eukaryota; Metazoa; Arthropoda; Arachnida; Ixodida; Ixodidae
Product: T-box transcription factor TBX6-like
Biological process (GO): regulation of transcription by RNA polymerase II; positive regulation of DNA-templated transcription
Cellular component (GO): nucleus
Molecular function (GO): DNA-binding transcription factor activity, RNA polymerase II-specific; RNA polymerase II cis-regulatory region sequence-specific DNA binding
Source: RefSeq, a predicted model, not a curated record
AUGAAGGCCGAGGGCAAGGCGAACGGGCAGCUCAUGUUUCCCGGGCAGUUGCCAUCCACGUGCGGCGGCGUCCACCCGGCGACAUCGUCCAGCUUCCAGCCGUGGUUGGAGGCCACGCCCCCGCAGCCGGUGGUCCUCCACGCGCAGGUGCCGUGCGCGGCCCUGGCCGGCGUCCAAGUGACGCUGGAGAACCGCGACCUCUGGAGCAAGUUCUACGCCAUCGGCAACGAGAUGAUCAUCACCAGGCCCGGCAGGCGCAUGUUCCCGGUGAUGCAAGUGAGCGUGAGCGGCAUGGAGCACAGCUGCUACUACAUGCUGCUGCUGGACCUGGUGCCGACGGACAACUUCCGCUACCGCUUCCUGGGCAACUGCUGGCUCCCCGUCGAGGCGGCCAACGACUGCUCGCCCGAGGACUGCGUGGGCGGCGAUGGCAGGCCGUUCCUGCACGAGAACGGGCCCUGCCUCGGCUCCCAGUGGAUGGCGAGGCCCGUCAACUUCGGCGCCGUCAAACUCACCAACCAGAAGAGCAACACUGCGCAGAAGGACAACAACAACAACAACAACAACAACUACCGUACUCGUUCGUUGCAGAUGAUGCUGCAGUCGAUGCGCAAGUACGUGCCGCGGGUGCACGUUUUCGCCGGCAGUGACGUGCAGCAGCUCGACUACCGGCGCUUCAAGACGUUCGUGUUCCCGGAGACCGGGUUCAUCUCGGUCACCUCCUACCAGAACGAGCAGAUAAUUGCGCUGAAAAUACAGAACAAUCCGUACGCUAGAUCGUUCUGCAGCAACACUGACAGGAGAAAUGCUCUCAAGCGUUUGAUGGCGGAAGAAUCAGCGUCCGACGAAGACACGAACGGUCACAACAGCGCAGCGCGACAGUCGUCCACGACCGAAAGCCCCGAAACAUAUAACAACUCGCCCACGACGUGUAGCACUGCGACGUCAUUUCACCAGCGCUUGACGAGCAUGGGCCCGUCACUGAGCGGAUACGACGUGAAUACGGCUCCGUCUUUGCCGCCAACGUACGCUCCGUACACCUGCUCGACGCCGUCUCAGUCCCUCUUCGGUUUGCGCGGUGCCUACUCGACCGGUCUGGACUGGUACUCGCCGCUGUACAACCUAGCUCAACAGCUGUACUACCCUUCCGCACCUCCUUCGGCGACGGCUGGAUCGUGCCGUCCGUACGUCCCUUCGCCGUACCUGAACGCGUCUACGGCACCUGUGAUGUCACCGUUCUUUCUACCGGGACUCGUCGGCGGUGGCCAAAGCACCAAUUCCGCAUCCAUGCCUGUGCCUUCAAUCCUGCCGACGUCGUCUGCUACACCGAUGCCGCGCACUGUACCGGCGUCGUCUGCUGCCUCGUCGUCGUCUGCUCAGUCGAGGCCGUCUGCGACGCCGGUGACUUCGACGUCGUCGCUGGCAACAGUGUCGUCUGCGACUGCGGUGUUUUCCGCCUCGCCACUGUCAUUCAGUACCACGUCAGCGUCUCAGCAUGCCAAAAUUAAUUCGACACUGUGAGCGCGUUCGCUUUUUGCAGUGAAGACGCUGCCAUCGUGUUUGAGUCAUAAGAAACCAUGCGAGCAGUAUAGAAGAGAGUGCUUGUAAUUGACGCAUGCGCUACACGCCACAUGUGCCUUGUUGCCACAUACCUUGAGAGCCAAUGUCUUAUUUUAACCGUCGCAGAGUAUUUACCAACGCACCGCGGACACACCUUCUCAAUCGAUGCUAUGAAUUAAGUUCCCUUUUCGGUGUCCGCGUCUAAAGCCCCGAUAUGAUAUGCAAACAUCGUAUCUCCAUGUGCCGCUCUUUUGACGUUUUUGUGACGCGUUAUCGCUUUGGCGUUUUCAAACGCGUUUCAAAAGCCUUGAAGCGGAUUUUCUUGUUUGAGCAACUAGUACUGCGAAUGCCAAUGUCGAGAGAUAAACGAGAAGAAAGGGGGCUAA